Messenger RNA from Ramularia collo-cygni, 900 nucleotides. RefSeq lists its product as uncharacterized. The coding region runs from base 1 to 900 and encodes 299 amino acids. Lineage: Eukaryota; Fungi; Ascomycota; Dothideomycetes; Mycosphaerellales; Mycosphaerellaceae. The transcript is spliced from 3 exons. Gene Ontology annotation, biological process: (1->6)-beta-D-glucan biosynthetic process; fungal-type cell wall biogenesis. The record is from RefSeq and is a predicted model, not a curated record. Gene Ontology annotation, cellular component: endoplasmic reticulum membrane.
AUGCUGCUAAGACAAUCCGGAGCCUUGCUGGUAGCUGCCACUGCGGCGAAUGCCCUUCGUAACGCCAGCCCUUUCUUCCUCCUCUCCACCGAAGCUAUCAAGUCCGACUCCCCCCUGCAGACCUCUCAACUCUCCACCGCCGCACAUGUAGAGGAGAGUCUAUUAUCAGCCCUCGACGACUGUGCCGCCUCCCUCUACAUCCUCGUCGAGCAAGCCGGCGCACACGCCUCCGAUCUGCGCGAUGGCAGCGUCAUGCCUGCGAUGCAGAGACGAAUGGCCAGUGGGGACUAUCGCAGCGUUGUACAGGUGCCAGAAGUGAUGGGAGAGAUGGACACGAUCAGAAUCGCAGACUCGAUCAGCAGAAAAUGCAAUCUGGAGCGGACCAACGUGCAGGAGUACCACAGCGCUGGCCGCAAAGGCCACUCAGCAGUGCUGGGUCCUCUCCAACUCCCCGUGUUGAAGAGCGACGUCGUGUUAGAUGUAAGGAGGGAGAUAUUGAGCCAGGCGGAUCUGAAGCUCGAUGGACAGCUUGACUCUGUCCUGGCGAACCACACCUCUCAUGUCAUCAUCUACGUAUCCAGGUCUGCAGCGGAGGGCGAGAGGGCGCAUUACGAGAUGGAUGAGCCUCCAUACCAUGCUAUCAUGCACACUGAUCUCAAGAGAGAUGUGGGCGAGGAGGGUGUUGAGGCUGCCAAAGAGACCAAGGAGGCAAACCCGCAGGAUGGGUUGCCGCUUUUUGAAAAGUACCAGUUCCUCUCACCAGGCAUCUUCAUGGGCCUCACCAUUAGCCUGCUCCUUGGCUCCAUUCUUUACGUGGGAGUCUCUGCCAUCGCUGGACUUGAAGUCUCAUACAUGGCGUUUAGCAAGGAGAACGGUCCUUCGGCGCAGAAGAAGCAGUAG